Saccostrea cuccullata (small rock oyster) is the source of this 1214-nucleotide messenger RNA. RefSeq lists its product as uncharacterized. Bases 112 to 1080 code for a protein of 322 amino acids. The record is from RefSeq and is a predicted model, not a curated record. The transcript is spliced from 3 exons. NCBI's taxonomy places the organism in Eukaryota, Metazoa, Mollusca, Bivalvia, Ostreida, Ostreidae.
GAUCCCCACUGAGAACGGCUGAUAACAAGGAGCACCAUCACUUGACGACUUGCAGAGCAACAAAUAAGACGUGUAUAGCCAGUGUUAAGAAGAAAAGACAAACAAGGAUAGAUGCCUCCUCCGACUGUCUUAAAGCGGAGACACUCUCUGCGGGGGAAAGACUUGUUCCCCGUCAUCAAAGAGCUGCGAGGACUAGAACAGCCGGUGAAGCAGUUCGCACGGUACAAAAUUAACACGCCGCUUGAAGACAUGGACAAAGAGGAAGUAAUUAACGCCGUCAGGGAGUUGACCGGAGAGUCGGAAAAAGACUGCCUGCAGACGGCUGGUAGAGAGAUGUCAGACGAGAAUUUAAGGACGCUUCUCCAUCUAGUUAUCUUAAGGGCGAAUGAGUUCGGCCAACCAGCUGGCCAAGAAUUAGCCGCCGAGAACAAGGAGAGUGAGCCGGAAGAGCCACCUGCCAAGAAAGGAAAGUCGGCACCGAGCGUUGAGAAGAGACUACAAGAACUUGAGAAAAGUCAGAAAAAUGAAGAGGACAAAGAAAUAGAGAAUGUGAAAGAAAAGGUGAGGAGUUUGGCACUUCAAAGCAGCCCUAGUAUCCCUCUUCUCCUUGUUUCUUUGGAUGAGCUCGCCAGAAUAACUAGGCGGAAGGGCCAUGAUGAGGCCUCCGUGUUUGAUGAGCUUUCCCGACAGGCUAAUUUAAAUCAAGACAAAAUUGAUGUCCCAAACUUUUGUCUAAGUGUCCUUGGAGGCAAAGCGUCUGAUAUAGUAGGUAAAGCGCUGUCUAAAGCUAUCAAAUCAAAACCCGAAACGAAACCGUCGGAAACGGAGAAGACUCCAACUCAAACUCAAUCUCCACUAUUGAAUCUAUAUGGUCAACCAAACUACAUGGGAUAUAUUCCACCACACUGCAAUUUUGUACCUGGUUCGCACGGAGUGGGUUCUCAGUAUGGGUACCGCCGAUACCAGCGCGCUCCAUAUCGGCAACCGAGGACCGGCUGUCUAUUCUGCGGGGCAAAUGACCACUAUGUCCGAGACUGUACGAAAAUGAAGGCUGCGAGAGGAAAAAUGAAUUCUCAAUGACAUCAGACAAUUUUAAAGAACGGAUUUAGUCAAUUUUAAUUAAUUUCUCAGACUUGAAAUGUACAUUUAUUGGUAAUUUCUUUAAGUAAAAUAUGAUAUUAAUUAUCACUUGUCAAUGAUUUGAAUACAUGUAC